UAAAUUAUGGAUUAUAUCUUAAUAAUAAUUUUUUAAACAGAACCGGACUACAUAUAACAUGCUAUAACAAGAAAAAAAGAAAUUCAUAAUUUAGAGAGAGAAAAGAUGAACGACAAAGUGUAUCCAUCAGCGAAGCCAGCCGCCAACGGCGGCGCCGCCGCUCCCGCCGCGGUGAACGGCGAUUCUAACCCUUCGUUCCCAGCGAACAAGGCGCAGCUCUACAACUCCACGCGCCCGGCCUACCGCCCGCAGGCGCCGCCGAAGCGCUGCCGCCGCCGCAGCUGCUGCUGCUCGUGCUGCCUCUGGUCGACUCUCACUAUUCUCAUCCUCCUCCUCCUCGCCGCCAUCGCCGCCGCCGCCUUCUACGUCCUCUACCGCCCCCAGCGCCCCUCUUUCGCCGUCAAUUCGCUCUACCUCUCCCGAUUCAACCUCACCGGAAACUCCCUCGCCUCCUCGUUCAAUCUCUCCAUCACCGCGCGCAACCCUAACAAAAAAAUCACCUUCUUGUACGACGCGAUCUCGGUCAAAUUCAUCUCCGGCGAUCUCGACAUCGCCGACGGAUCCUUCGCCGGCUUCACUCAGGGGAAGAAGAACGUCACGACGCUGAGAAGCGUCGUUUCGAGCUCCAGAAACCAAAUCCCCGACGGAUCCGACACUUCGCAGCUGAAAUCAAGCUUCAAAAAUAAGAGCCUGCCGCUGAAGAUUCAGCUGGAUACGAAAUUGAAGGUCAAAAUUGGGGGAAUUAAAACGAAGAAUCUCAAAAUUAGGGUUACCUGCGACGGAAUUAAAAUCUCGAUCCCCGCUGGCAAAACGGCGUCGUCGGCGACGACUUCGCACGUGAAAUGCAAGGUCGAUCCAAGGAUAAAAAUCAUCAAAUGGACUGUUUGAGCAGAAUUGUUGAAUAAGGUGUGAUUUUUAUUUUUGGAUUUUUUUCUUUUCUGUUUAAUUAUGCUAAUUUUUUUGGAUUUGGUAAAUUAUAGCUGUUAGGAUUUGAUAUAUACAUAGUAUUAUUAUUCUUA
Molecule: messenger RNA, 1019 nt
Organism: Salvia splendens (bonfire salvia)
Lineage: Eukaryota; Viridiplantae; Streptophyta; Magnoliopsida; Lamiales; Lamiaceae
Product: NDR1/HIN1-like protein 13
Exons: 1
Coding region: 106-888 (260 amino acids)
Biological process (GO): defense response to other organism
Cellular component (GO): plasma membrane
Source: RefSeq, a predicted model, not a curated record